AUCACAAUGACGCGUUGCAGUGGAGCCCGUCUCGCUACUGACUUUGCUUGGCCCCAACCAAAAGACUGAGACCGUGCUUGGGAGUUAGAAAAUAGGAUUCUUUUUUUGAAGAAGAGGAAAUAGGAUUCGCUGUCAAGACUCGAGGGAGAAAAGGAGUGCGGAAGGGGACCAGGAGCAGGCGUAGAUCGGCUGCCGCUGAUUCGCCCCCCCCGCCCCCAAGCGAGGCCUGACAUCCAAAUGGAUGGAGUUAAAAUAAAAACCACUUCUCUUUCAACUUUGUGAAGACCCCACCACCGGCUCCGCCAGCCCUUCUCCCUUCUCCCCAGCUACCCCUCACUUUCUUUUUCUCCUUCUCGUCUCCUCACCUUCCUCCGCAAGUCCCUUUCUUCUCUUCCAGGUCCACCAUUCCAAGUUGGAGUUUGAUUUGUGCCGUGUCUUUGUGGCCUUUUUUUCUCUAUGUUGAUAUAUAGAGAGAUUUGAAGAUUCUUUGCCGAGUUCUUGAUUUUUUUUUCCCCUGUUAUCUUCUUGGAGUUUUUUUUGCUAGAUUUUUUUUUGCUGGAUUUCAAGGCUUCUCUCGUCAUGGCGGUUUCUUUGAGAAAUGGAUUGUGUGUGCCUGGCUUGUUUGAGGUUGGGUUGGAGAGGAGUGAGAAAACUGUUGGAUCUUUAGAAGUUUUGGCUUGGAAGAACGAGUUUAAGGGAAGGCAGGUUGUGAUCAGACGACAGAGCGGUUGUGAUGGAUGGAGUCCCAAAGGCCACUCUAAUCCUCCCAUCCACGCUUCAACCUGUAUCUCACGAGCUAUGAGGUGGUGGGAGAAAAGCACCAACCCAAAUAUAACAGAGAUUAAAUCUGCACGACAACUUGUGGAUACUUUGCUAAAUGCUGGAGAUAAACUCGUUAUUGUUGACUUCUAUUCUCCUGGCUGUGGAGGUUGCAGAGCUCUGCAUCCUAAGAUGUGUCAGCUAGCAGAGUCAAACCCAAAUGCAUUAUUUCUUAAGGUCAAUUAUGAAGAACACAAAUCCAUGUGUCAGAGUCUUCAUAUUCAUGUGCUGCCUUUCUUUCGGUUCUAUAGAGGUGCUCAUGGUCAUGUUUGUAGCUUCAGCUGCACCACUGCAACUAUCAAGAAAUUCAAAGAUGCACUAGCGAAGUAUGGGACAGAUAGUUGCAGUCUGGGACCGGCGAAAGGCUUAGAGGAAUCUGAGCUAUUGAGUUUAGCUUCAAAUAGAGAUAUUGAUUUUAUCUAUCCAAUGAGACCCUCAAGAGCUGGAGAUUUAGCUCUCUCAGGCACCGUUUGUUGAAGCAAGGGCUCUUUAGUUGCGGAAGUUGAUGCACUGCUGUAUGCACUUGCAGUUGCAAGAGUGCCAUAGUAUGCAAAUCAUCAGUCUGAAACUAGCAUCUAGAUUCUUGCAUCUUGUUUGGAAGUGGUGUAUAAUUCUGUAAAAUGGAACAUGGUGGUUUUUUAUUAGAGCCCUGUGUGAAUAAAUCAUUAUUGGAUUUUGUUAGCUCGUGGAAUAUCUUAGUUUUGUUUAUCUAAGCUUGUUGAAGAUCCUUUUUUUAUUUUUGCAGUAUAAAAUCAUCUUAUUUUCAUGUAA
Elaeis guineensis (African oil palm) is the source of this 1590-nucleotide messenger RNA. Its product is annotated as thioredoxin-like 1-2, chloroplastic. The record is from RefSeq and is a predicted model, not a curated record. Gene Ontology annotation, cellular component: chloroplast. NCBI's taxonomy places the organism in Eukaryota, Viridiplantae, Streptophyta, Magnoliopsida, Arecales, Arecaceae. Gene Ontology annotation, biological process: cell redox homeostasis.